AUGAUCAAGCCGCCAUCAUCUUCACGUUUUCCUGUCCUCAUGGUGGCCGGGACCGCGAUCCCAAUGAGGAUAGAUGCCGACGUAUCGUAUAGAAAGACCCUUACGCCUUCCAUACGCCGCGUCCAAGAGUUAAAGCCACGCCUCUCCCAAAUCUUUUCUCCGCUUUCUCCGUAUCUUACGGCUGGAUGGAUGGAUUUCCGGUUAAUCAGAUUCACGACCGACAUUUCUCCGCUACUUUUGUUCCUUUACCUAGAUUCCUGGUCGACGGUGUGUAUCUCGUUGACAUCUGUUGUAGCACUCCUAGUGACGACCUGCAUGACCAUGAUGCAAUUUUUUUCUCGAUGA
Cyclocybe aegerita is the source of this 345-nucleotide messenger RNA. The record is from the annotation of a GenBank genome assembly. NCBI's taxonomy places the organism in Eukaryota, Fungi, Basidiomycota, Agaricomycetes, Agaricales, Hemipholiotaceae.